ACGCUGAUCUCUUUUAGCUGGGCUGGCAGGUGGAGGAUUUCCAAAGCUGCCAAUAUGUGUUUUGGGAGCUGUGCUAGGUGUGUUGGUUAUAAACUGCUCGUCCUUGCCCUCCUCUGCAUCGUGGCAAACACUUUACUGUAUUUUCCCAAUGGAGAAACGAGAUUUGCUUCAGAGCAUCACCUCAGCAAAUACGUGGAAUGCCUUCAUGGCAUUGUAGGUGGAGGCAUUCUGGUCCUCAUUCCAGCUGCAGUGCUCAUCGGGAUUCACAAUGACAACGGCGGCUGCCUCGGGGACCAGGGCAGCGGGAAGGGCUGUGCGAUGCUGGCCUCUGCUCUGGCAGCCUUUGUGGGAAUUCUUGGCUCUGGAUACUGUAUAAUCAUCUCGGCACUGGGAUUGUCUCAAGGACCCUACUGUUUUACCCGCCCCGAGAGAAACUGGAUUUACCCUUUCACAGACUCCUCUGGAGGRUACUUGUUUGAGUACAACAAGUGGUCUGAAUGCCAAGAACCCCAAAACAUUGUCCAGUGGAACGUCACCCUCUUUUCCAUCCUCCUUGUUUUGGGAGGGAUAGAAUUCAUYCUGUGCUUCAUCCAGAUAAUCCGUGGCAUUCUUGGAGGAGUGUGUGGAUUGUGCUGCAGUCACGAGGAGACGUAUGUUUGCUAGAAACUUGACCAUGCAUUGACAUCUGUGCCUGACCGUGCUGAAAUGAGUAUUCUGCGGAUUUUUUUAAAACAUUCCACGCCUACUGAAAUAUAAAUUGUUGUCCAGGUGUGCUGUUGCCAUUAAUUUAACUGACUUGGGGCCAGCCUUUUUUGUAAGAGUCAUGUUCAGGUUUCCCAGUAACCUGCUUGAAUCCAAAGGGUAAAAAAUGUAUCUUGAAUUUCUCCUGUUCAUUUAAUCUCGGUACAGGAAACUGCCUGAACACGUCACUAAAACGUUUUUAUUUAUUUUUCUCUUUCUACUGAGACAACAGCGCUGUACUUUGUCCUGCUUUCCCAAUAAAGUWGCUCUUUCAUUCUGAUAUUGGAAUGAACACAAACUUAAUCUAGUCUGGCCUGGAUAAAAAUGAAUUCAAGGUUUUGGUCAGCUGGACCAAAACCAAAGCAACAGUAAAAUGUGGAUGAUUGAGGGCUUCUCAGCAUCUUUCUGACCUUCCCCUGUAUUUCACAAAUAAUAAAGAUUUGUAUUAAAAUKA
Molecule: messenger RNA, 1195 nt
Organism: Malurus melanocephalus (red-backed fairy wren)
Lineage: Eukaryota; Metazoa; Chordata; Aves; Passeriformes; Maluridae
Product: transmembrane 4 L6 family member 1-like
Exons: 5
Coding region: 55-663 (202 amino acids)
Cellular component (GO): membrane
Source: RefSeq, a predicted model, not a curated record